GACUGUUGGUUUAAAAUUCGCUGCCAACUUUUGUCAUAAAUACAAACGCUCAUUCCUUGCGCGUGCGCGGACGAGCGAGUGCGAUGAGUGGGCGUAGGUAAGAAGCGAUGACGUCUGAUAAGGGGGCAGAGCCUAGCUGUCAAGAGGCAGACUGGCUUUUUCUGAGUUUGUCAGCUUAGAUUCCCCCCUCCUUCCUCUCAACAACCCCCGAAAAUAGCAGUUCAGCGUGUUCAAUGUGAACCGAAAUUACGUUUUGUCCAGGGGAGCCGCCGGUAGAGUGUCUCCAACAACACGACCCGGGACGAAAAAGCCCAAGAGACUUGUACCGAUGUCAGCCUGGGACUGGGCGCUGUCUUAAUCAUCUUAAGAGCAAAGUUGGCAUCGUGGUCAUCUUGGGAAGAUUGUGCCGGGUGACUGCUGAAGAGCAUAUGGUGCGUGGAGACCAGUGAAAGUACGCAUACCAGAAGAAGGACUUGCACAAUGUGCUAGGAGGGUUGUGGACGCGAACAGUGUGUGUGUGUGUGUGUGUGUGCAUGUGUAUGUGGGUGUAUAUGUGUGUUUUUGAUUGUCGAAUAUUGACCGUGAAGAGUCUGAGAGACGGGAAAAAGCACAAGGAGCCAUGGGGCGGAAGAAGAUACAGAUCACCAGGAUAAUGGAUGAAAGGAACAGACAGGUUACUUUCACAAAGAGGAAGUUCGGUUUGAUGAAGAAGGCUUACGAGCUGAGCGUGCUGUGCGACUGUGAGAUAGCCCUCAUCAUUUUCAACAGCUCCAACAAACUGUUUCAGUAUGCCAGCACGGACAUGGACAAAGUGCUGCUCAAGUACACUGAGUACAAUGAGCCCCACGAGAGCAGAACCAACUCUGACAUUGUGGAGAAAUUAAGAAACAAAGGCCAUAAUGACUGUGCUAGCCCCGAUCCCGAAGACUGUUUCGGGCACAGCCCCCUCACCGACGACCAUUUCGGCAAACUAAGCGAAGAGAGCGAUUUAAUGUACAAGCGUUGCGGUGCGCUAAACAAGAAAGAACACAGAGGUUGCGAUAGCCCGGACCCCGAUGCCUCGUAUGUCCUCACUCCUCACACUGAAGAAAAAUAUAAAAAAAUUAAUGAGGAGUUUGAUAAUAUGAUGAGAAAUCAUAAAAUUCCCACAGCGUUGCCUCAGCAGAACUUCUCCAUGCAUGUGGCCGUGCCCGUGUCCAACCCUAACGCCAUGUACCAGCCGGGAGGCGUGACUCUGGGCAGCCAGAGCUUAGCGGCGGCCACGGCCUCCCUCGGUGACAACGGGAUGCUGUCCCCUCCGCAGGCCUCCUUGCAUAGGAAUGUGGGCUCCAGCGGAGGCUCUCAGAGGCCCACCAGCGCAGGGAACGGCUUCGCCAACCCCAGGGGCUCCCCGAGCCUCCUCUGUGCGCCCAGCGGCAAUGGCCUGGGUAAAGUCAUGCCCACCAAGUCGCCGCCGCCGCCCCCCGGAGGGAGCAUGGGAAUGGGAGCCCGCAAGCCAGACCUGAGGGUUGUCAUCCCUCCGUCGAGCAAAGGGAUGAUGCCCCCGCUGAACACCCAAAGGAUAAGCAGCUCCCAGUCAACUCAGCCACUGGCCACUCCAGUGGUAUCUGUUACCACACCCAGCUUACCUCCACAAGGCCUAGUUUACUCAGGCAUGCCCACUUCCUACAACCCUGCUGAGUAUUCCCUGAGCAGUGCAGAGCUCUCCUCCCUGCAGGGUUUCAGUUCCCCCGGGCUCUCACUGGGCUCCAUGUCAGCAUGGCAACAGCAUCAACUGGGCCAAGCGGCACUUAAUUCUUUGGUCAGCGGCGGAGGGCACCUACCUCAAGGCUCCAACCUCUCUAUCAGCACGAGCCAGAGCAUCAACAUUAAGUCGGAACCCAUCUCGCCACCGCGAGAGCGCGUCACCCCCUCCGGCUUUCCACCCCAGCAUCAUCCGCCGCCGCCGCACCCUCAACAGCAGCAGCAGCAGGGCCCCGGCCGGCAACAGGAGGGUCUGGGACGCUCACCCGCCGACAGCCUCAGCUCCUCCUGUAGCUCCUACGACGGCAGCGACCGCGAGGACCACAGGGCGGACUUCCACUCACCCCUCAGCAUGGGCAGAGCGCCGGCGACCGGCGACAGGGAAAGCCCCUCGGUCAAGCGCCUGCGCAUGGACUCCUGGGUGACAUAGAACCGCCGGCAGGUGUGAAGCAGGCAAGCGCAAAGGGUCCUUCUCGCGAAUGAUAUCAUAAUUCAACAAGCCCGGGUUCAGUUUGUCAAUGAAAGCAGGUACUGACUGUCAGGCAGGAACAGAGAGGCGUUCAGAGACAAACACGUUACAAUAGAUUGUUUGUAGCCAUCUGACAAUUAUAUUAUGUAGUUGCUGUUGCGCUGUUGUGCUCGCAAACAAUCAGAGCAGGCUGAGGGCCAUGUUUUUUUUUUUUUUAAGAAUCGUGAUGUAAACACACAUGUCGUUAUGUCAAGUGGCCUCUAAUUUAUUGAUGUUGAGAAUGUGGACUGGAGGGAGAAUAUCAAAUGAAGGAAUCGGUUGCAAAAACAGUGUCAUGUCCAUGUUGCUGUUUAGGGGACAAAUCAUGGGAAACAGACUUUUGAAUUGCUUGAGCAGUAAUCCCCCCACGCCAUUCGCAGAGCGAAGGCACGAUCCCUGAAAAAAGAAAACCUCAAAUUUUUUUGUGAGAGUAACCAUAUUAAUAGUUUAAAAUGUAGAUAUACUACGACUAUGAAACUAUGAUCCAAAACCUUUUCAUGUUACUUCAAGCACAUCUUAAAACAUUACCCUUACAAAGAAAGUGCUUGGAAUGGAUUUGGUUUAAAAAAAAAAUAGAAGUCUACAUGCAUGUGCAUCAAAGACUCUCCGUAAUUGACAUCAACAACCCAGGCUAAAUUCACCUUCCCGGCAUACAACGCUUACUGUUAACAUCAACAUAGUUCAAUGUUACCAAUUCUAAUUUAGACACAGGGCCUCUUCGGAAAGUCAAACGUCAGAACCUUUAAACCUGAAGCUUUGUGAAAAUGCUCAUAGUUCAAGAUGAAAUAGAAAGAUUUUGUAAACUGUGGGCUCAACAAGUAACCACUCCCUAAAGCUGUUCUUGCUUCCUGGCACAGUAGAAGGGGCCGGAAUAAGAAGUUGCUCAUUUGCAUAAAAUAAGACGGCCCAUGCAAACGAAGCUCAAAAAUGAAAAAUAUGAAAGUUUACUGUUAUUCUUGAUCCUUGAGGUGGAAAAAAUACAUACGAUGACUCCUUUAAAGUUAAGAGGAGCAAAUUGGGAGGCCAAGCGAGCAAUGAAGUUCACCUUGCCCAAUCGUCAUCACAAAUCAAAGCUCGUCUUUUGCCUUUCUGUCACACUCAAAUUUGUUGAACGUGUCAAGACAUUUCCAAUUGAAAGCCUUUUUUUCUGUACAAUUGUGUUGAGCCCAAACCUUUGCCUUUGUUGUGUAAGUAGUCACUUUACGAAUGGUUUUCACCAGAGUGUAGUCCAAAAAGGAGAAAAAAAACGUGUAUAUUUUUAUGGAUGAACACCAAAUUUACUGCAGCAUGCAACCUAAAAGGAGAUCACGUGCUGCUCCGAAUUUGACUUCUGGCCUAUGAGAUUUUACAUUGUCAUAAUUGCUUCAACCACACAUUGACUCAUCAUCCAAAGCAGUGUUUACUAAUUUUUCAAUUAAGCCAAGGCACAUAUUUUACUUUACUUAAAUGCCCCGAAAGCUAUAUAAACAGAAGUAAUUAUGACUGUACUUUACAACAACAAGUCAGAUACACAGGUUAAUGGUAUUUUUCUGCCAUCCAGUGGAGGAGAAUUUAAUUGCUCUGCCUGUCACGAGAUGUCUCCAAAGAUUUGUUUUAAUAUUUGGAUUGAUCCAUUCAAGUUAAAUUUCAUAAUUACCCCCCGUGGCUCUAAUGUUACAACAAAUGGUUCCCUUGCCACAGCCUCGACUCGUCACCCCUUCUCCCCUCCCCCCUCUGCACACUCAGCAUCGCCAUCCUAAACAAAUGAGGCACUCUCCAGAGGUGUCGCUGUGCAUUGGCCGUGCGCUUCUCACUUUCCGCUGUUCCGUCAGUCCUCCGUACACCCUCGCACCCCCCACCCCCGCAGUAAUCUAUGCAAUUUUUAAGCUCACACGCCACAUAUGAUCCACAGAUAACAUGAUGUCAAAGCGUAAGGAGAACCCACAGGUAGACUGUUAGCGUCGUCAGUGCCACCGAUGCAUGAAUUGAUUGAUUGAAUUGAAUACACAGUUACACACACGCCCACGUAAUGCUAUAGUGGAACCUCCAAAGGUCAGCACAAGUCAC
Molecule: messenger RNA, 4297 nt
Organism: Hippocampus zosterae (dwarf seahorse)
Lineage: Eukaryota; Metazoa; Chordata; Actinopteri; Syngnathiformes; Syngnathidae
Gene: mef2aa
Product: myocyte enhancer factor 2aa
Exons: 11
Coding region: 620-2173 (517 amino acids)
Biological process (GO): heart development; cell differentiation; positive regulation of transcription by RNA polymerase II
Molecular function (GO): protein dimerization activity; DNA-binding transcription factor activity, RNA polymerase II-specific; histone deacetylase binding
Source: RefSeq, a predicted model, not a curated record